This is a messenger RNA of Uranotaenia lowii, 5803 nucleotides long. RefSeq names its product F-box/WD repeat-containing protein 7 (gene ago). NCBI's taxonomy places the organism in Eukaryota, Metazoa, Arthropoda, Insecta, Diptera, Culicidae. Bases 656 to 4621 code for a protein of 1321 amino acids. Gene Ontology annotation, molecular function: ubiquitin binding. Gene Ontology annotation, cellular component: cytoplasm; nucleus. The record is from RefSeq and is a predicted model, not a curated record. Gene Ontology annotation, biological process: ubiquitin recycling; proteasome-mediated ubiquitin-dependent protein catabolic process. The transcript is spliced from 10 exons.
UCAUCAGUCAGAAAGUUGGAUGAAAAGCAGCAGCCAUCAGCAGAAGCAGAGUGUCGCAAAUUGUGUGGUGUGUGUUUGAGAAGAUAAAAAGUCUUUGGAAAAUCCAAAAUUUAACCUCUUUAAUCGCAUAAUUUGUGACCCAUUUAGUUUCCAACGUGAUCAGUGUAUCUUUCAACGUAAAGUGAAAAAUGUGCUCCAUCAUGUUAAAUGGUUGUCGUUGUGACGGAAACAGCUGAAAAAUCAAGAAAAAAAGGAGGAAUCGAACUUUGAGAUUGGUUAAUAACUUUUUCCUUGGAUUCAAUAUUGUUUCUCCUACCAUCCCUGGAUAACCCGGAAGUUGAAGAGCGUGUGUAUGAUCUUGUGUUAUUUCCUAUCAAUCAAGUUUUUCGGAUAAGUCGUGUAUCCCAGAUCCCCUGAAGAUACAUAAUUGGAUUCGGAAAAAAGUGAACCGGUACACUAGGUGUGGAAAUUCCGCUCGUAUACGCUUGGUCUAAAAGGCGCGUGUUGCCAUUGGAAUACAACGAUCGUCAGCUGCCUAUGACAGGAACUCGUCGGGUAGACAGAAAGUGCACCAAAACUUUUGAAUGACUGCCAGCAACAGCAGAAGCAGUCUCAGUUGUUAACACCGAUUCAACCAACCCGUGCGUUACAGAUAAUGGCAGAGCAAUGUAUCGUCUCGAUUAGUGACGAUCAGCAGCAGCAGCAGCAGUGCCCUGUAAGCCCCUUAGGGGUCCCCACAGAAAUCAAUGACUCCUCAUCGGUUAUCAGCACUCCCAUUGGCAGCGCAACUCUUUUCACAUCGAACCAAACCGGAGUAAUAGCAACAGUCACUGCAUCUGGUUCUUCCACCCCUACGACGCAGUCCGGAAGUUUACUACUUCUGAAUGGUGAUGGAACCGAACCUAGGGGAGAAGAUGGAUACGAUGGAUGGUUCUAUGGGCGUGCCGCAGAAAACAACGGUAUUCAGUUGGAAACACCCGCGGUAGAACAGGAGCAGAAAACCAGUAAUGCGCCUGGGAUAAACGCCAAACCAAAACGGCUCAGUGAUGAGUUUUAUUCCGCCGACGAUGACUACGAAGAUGAGGAAGAAGACGACGAGAUGGUUGGCAGAAUUGGUGAUGGUAACGGAAGUGCUGCGGACUGUGGAAGCCGACAUGAUGGAAACGACUGCGGCAAGAGUGUUGGUGAUGGGGACAGUGAGACACAUGCUAGUUUGAAUGAGAUUAAAAAUUUGAGCAUUACUAACGGUGCCUCGGAACCGAUAAGGGAUGAAGGGUCAAAUCUGGGUCCGAUUUUUGUAAACGAAGAAACUUCCUCCUGCAGCAGCGUUCACCAACAGCUGACAACUGAUGGAGAAGAAAUAUCAGUGCCAACUAAGCCAGCGAAUGAGCCGUCUUUGGCUAUGGACCAAGAAGAAAUUCCCGAAGAAGCAAAUGUCGCGGGAUUGGUUGGUGUAGUAUUGGAUGACGAUGAGGAUGAUGAUGAUCUGAAUGAUGAUGAACUGAAUGAUGUGCAAUCUAUCGAUGCAAUCGAACGUCGGGACUUUGAGCAAGAACAAAAAUUGACUGGAGGAAUUAUAAUAAAAAAUAGCGCUUUUAUGCCCGAUACCCAUAGACUGAAUCUAGACUUAAUAAGUAGGAUAAGUAAAUUGCGCGACGAUGACAUGGCUCCAGAAAAAUCGUUGGACCAGCACAAAAUUCAGCUUACGUCAACGCCAACCAGUAGUAGACAUCCUUCGAAGAUUGUUAGUAUCAGUACGUCUAGUUCUAAUAGCACUAGUAUUAGGGAACAACACAGUAAUAGUACAACAAUAAUUACAAAGUCAGCGGUUAAGAUGAACUUGUCUGCUAGUCUAGGAAACUACUGUCGAUCAACAGAAUCAGAAAUAAGUGGAGCAGCUUUGGCAGAUGGGCCAUCUUGCUCUUCCAUGGCGGCAUCGUCCUCUUCCUCUUCAACGGUAUCCAGCAGUUGUAGCGGUACAAAAUCGCAUCGUAGACAACAUCAGCAUCAGUUGGACGCUUUCUUGAACAGUAAUUCUAACGAUAGCUUAUCUUCAGAUCGAAUUAUGUUCAUCCCUAAUCUACAAGCGCUAAAAACAAAUUCGAAGGAUACUUCGACCGUUCCUAUGGGAAGCACAAUGAACGAACCUAGUACGUCUUCAUCAUCCUCAUCACCUUCACCUUCUUCGGCUAGCUCUGCAGGACCGUCAACUUCCACUGGAGCCACCAAACCACCCUCAGACUGCAGCUUAUCUUCAUGUGCAACAUCGGUUAUAAAACAAACAGGAGAAUGCAGUAAACACAUUAACCACCAUCCAAUUCCUUCUACCAGCACUAGCAAUUCUUCGCUAUACUCUUAUAGUUGCCCUUAUGGCAGUGCUGACCAAGACAGUGGUGAAGCUGGUAAUUCCGCUUCUUUGGCCAGAUUCCCAUCGACCACAUCAAACUUCACCGAAAAUAUGGUGGACGAUGAAGUGGUCGAAGCGUCCAGCAGCAGCUCCUCACUCCGUACUAGCAACCUCCGACAUGCGCAACAUCAUAACGACCGCAAUCACCUGGAAGAUCCUGUCCUGGAACCAUCGCAACUGUCAAUGCCACCUGAAAUUGAGACGGCAGCCGUUGCCGUAGUCGAACACGAAUGCGACGAAGACAACUGGGUUGACUGUGAAGAAGGUUCCGAUGAAGAAAUUUGCACCUGCCGAGAUUACACCGACCACGAAAUCAACUUCGGAAACUCAAGCAGCGAAGACGAACUUCCUUCGCGGGACGUCGAUCUUUCGAGUUAUACUCACAUGGAUGUCGCCGAGGAUAUUUUGGCGCAUGAUCCUUCAAGUGGAGCAAACGUGUCAUCCGCUAAUGCUGGAAAUUGUAACGCACAAACUCCAAGACUGCAUCGGAAGCGAAAGCUUACUGAAAACCGAAUUCUGUUUGGAAGUGGAGGCAGUCGUUGUAGUAACAUGGACACUGGUUCCGAAUCUAUGCGUAUAGAAAGCCCCAAUUCGGAGUCCUUAAACUUCAGCAGCCGUAAACGAUUGGCCUUAGACAGCACAACUUCUCCGAGAGCACUGCUCAGCCCAUCGAAUCUUACUUCAACGCCAACUUCCUCGUCAAUGGGAGAACGUAAAACUCCCAGAAGCAUUAUUCCAACCAAAGAUAACCCACCUCCUGAGCUGAACGAUUGGCUGAUGCAGUUUCAGCGCUGGACUCCCGUUGAACGUUUGGUUGCGAUUGAUCUUUUGAUCGAGCACUGCGAACCCACUCAGGUUCGGCACAUGAUGAAGGUGAUCGAGCCGCGCUUCCAGCGGGAUUUCAUUUCGUUGCUACCCAAAGAACUGGCCCUACAGGUGCUGUCAUAUUUGGAACCGAAAGAUCUGCUACGCGCUGCACAAACCUGUCGAAGCUGGCGUUUCCUGGCCGACGAUAAUCUGCUAUGGAAGGAAAAGUGUAAAGAGGGAAAUAUCCUAAUGGAAGCUACCGGAGCCGACCGACCUAAGCGAGGGCGAGCGGGCAAUAUGCCGCCAAUAUCUUCACCGUGGAAGGCAGCCUACAUGCGACAGCACAUUAUCGAGAUGAACUGGCGCUCGAGACCCAUCCGUACCCCGAAGGUUCUAAAAGGACACGAUGAUCACGUCAUCACGUGCCUUCAGUUCAGCGGUAACCGCAUUGUGUCCGGUUCCGACGACAAUACUCUCAAAGUAUGGUCUGCCAUCACCGGAAAGUGCCUUCGAACGCUGGUUGGUCACACGGGUGGUGUCUGGUCAUCGCAAAUGUCCGGUAAUACAAUCAUCUCAGGCAGUACCGAUCGUACGUUAAAGGUCUGGAAUGCCGAUACGGGUAUUUUGCUGCACACAUUGUACGGACAUACUUCGACAGUUCGCUGUAUGCAUCUACAUGGGAAAAAGGUUGUUAGUGGUUCUCGAGAUGCAACGCUACGGGUGUGGGACAUUAACGAAGGCACCUGCCUGCAUGUGUUGGUCGGGCAUUUGGCAGCAGUUCGAUGUGUUCAGUACGACGGCCGAUUAGUAGUUUCCGGUGCUUACGAUUAUAUGGUCAAAGUGUGGAACCCAGAACGGCAGGAGUGUCUUCACACGCUACAAGGACACACCAACCGAGUAUACUCACUUCAGUUUGACGGUAUUCAUGUAGUGUCUGGUUCUUUGGACACUUCCAUUCGCGUAUGGGACGCAGAGACGGGUAGCUGCAAGCAUGCUUUGAUGGGUCACCAAAGUUUAACGUCUGGUAUGGAACUACGCCAGAACAUUCUGGUAUCCGGAAACGCUGAUUCGACAGUUAAAGUGUGGGAUAUAAUUACUGGCCAAUGUCUGCAGACUUUAUCAGGUCCCAACAAACACCAAUCGGCUGUUACCUGCCUUCAGUUCAAUUCUCGCUUCGUGAUAACCAGUUCAGAUGACGGUACCGUUAAGCUGUGGGAUGUAAAAACUGGAGAAUUUAUUCGCAAUUUGAUUGCCUUAGAAUCCGGCGGCUCCGGUGGAGUUGUGUGGAGAAUAAGAGCUAAUGAUACGAAGCUGAUUUGUGCAGUCGGUUCCCGCAAUGGCACAGAAGAAACCAAACUCAUGGUACUCGAUUUUGAUGUAGAAGGUGCCUGCCUGAAAUGCUCAUAAGUUGGUGUAAAAGUAUACUCUCUUCAAUCUCUUGAGAAAAUAGUUAAUAUUCGCUUGCCCUCGGCACGGUACCAAACAUACAAGGAGAAAGAGAGAAAGAGAGAUGAAUUCCCGGUUUUCCUAUUUUUUGGAAAGUUUUGCAGCAAAAGUAGAAUAAAAUAACAAAUCACACAUACAUCCCUAUACGCGCGAACUGGAAAUACUCUUCCUAACAUGUAUUCAUUCGGUACUGUUUCAAUAGCCGAUACAUACACGCAAUUCUAAAGAACAAAAUAAAAUUAGUGGUAUUUAGGGCGCAACACAAUUUGAAAUUGAGGCGACGAUCGUUGUAAAAGCUGAUAUAAAAAACGCAAAAACAAUUCCUUUACAAGGAAUGGAUAAAAAAAUCAAAUGAUCAAUAUCGAACCCGGAGAAGAUAAUCGGAAAUCAAGAGAGUCUCGCUUAUACUUUUGUUGCCCAAACAUUGUUCACUGUUUGAAUAUUCUUCAUUGCUUUAUCUAGAACGUUAAAACUUUGUUUCCCCUGUUGUGUUGAGCGGAUAUCCGCGCUCAUGUUUCAGAACACUCUAAAAUGUUUUUUUUUAAAUACGUUGAUUUUAUAUUUUGAUGAAUUUAUUUACUCUAGGAUUAGCUCGAUUCGUCCGUUCAGUUUCGCAUGAUCCAUGUUUAAGAAUACAAACACCAAGCAGCAGAGGGAAUUUUUUACUAGUACGUUCUAUCUUCUCCGUGGAAUUUACGUUCUUAUGCGUUCGAUACGAUCCGGAUAGGAAACAUGCUUUAAUCAUUCAAUACUAAGUAAUUCAAACCACGAAAAGCUUAUUACUUUGGUUUAAAUAUUAAUCUUCAAUUAAUUUGAAUAAGAUUGGCGCGAUUUUCUCAGUAACAGUGACUCGACACUAACGAUAAAGCCAGCUGUAAUCGCAUUACACCGUCGCUAUUCACAUUAAAAAUCAACACUUGAAAUAUCCCGUAUAACCGAACUGUUAAACAAUAAUAGGAUAAACCACAAAUCCGUGAAAGUAACGGAAUUUAUCAUAGCGAAAGGAAACAUUGUACAAUUUAGUUAGCCUUGUCAGUUUAGGAAAUUGAUGUCGAUGUCUAGGUUUCAAUUAUUCUUUUUUUUUAUUUAAGUUUUCGAAUCAAUUGAACAAUUUAUUCUAGUAAAAUUUAUGUUGCAAAUUUA